Messenger RNA from Erinaceus europaeus (western European hedgehog), 1797 nucleotides. Its product is annotated as basic proline-rich protein-like. NCBI's taxonomy places the organism in Eukaryota, Metazoa, Chordata, Mammalia, Eulipotyphla, Erinaceidae. The record is from RefSeq and is a predicted model, not a curated record. The transcript is spliced from 4 exons. The coding region runs from base 1 to 1797 and encodes 598 amino acids.
AUGGCGGACAGGCGGGCGGGGGGCGCGGCGCCUGCGGGGGGCGGGGGGCGCGCUCAGCUCGCGGCCGGGGCGGGCGGGGCGCGGCCAGUCGGGAGGCGAGGACCCCGGGGUGGCGGCGCCAGGGAGGGCGCUCGUGGGGACCCUCCCCGAGCCCUUCGCCCAGCACCCCGGCACCCCGCGACCCCGGCACCCCGCGACCCCAGCACCCCGAGCACCCCGAACACCCAGCAUCCCGAGCACCCAGCACCCGCGCCCCCCAGCACCCCGAGCACCCCGAGCGCCCAGCACCCCGAACACCCAGCAUCUCGAGCACCCAGCAUCCCGAGCACCCAGCACCCGCGGCUCCCAGCACCCCGAGCACCCAGCAUCUCGAGCGCCCAGCACCCGCGGCCCCCAGCACCCCGAGCGCCCAGCACCCGCGGCCCCCAGCACCCGGAGCACCUAGCACCCGCGGCCCCCCAAGUCGAGCACCCAGCACCCCGAGCACCCAGCAUCCCAAGCACCCAGCACCCGCGGCGCCCAGCACCCCGAGCACCCAGCACCCCGAGCGCCCAGCACCCGCGGCCCCCAGCACCCCGAGCGCCCAGCACCCCGAGCGCCCAGCACCCGCGGCCCCCAGCACCCCGAGCGCCCAGCACCCGCGGCUCCCAGCACCCCGAGCGCCCAGCACCCGCGGCCCCCAGCACCCGCGGCCCCCAGCACCCGCGGCCCCCAGCACCCCGAGCACCCAGCACCCGCGGCUCCCAGCACCCGCGGCUCCCAGCACCCCGAGCGCCCAGCACCCGCGGCCCCCAGCACCCGCGGCCCCCAGCACCCCGAGCGCCCAGCACCCCGAGCACCCAGCACCCGCGGCCCCCGCAGUCCGAGCACCCCGCGCCCCGGCGCCACCCGCGCACCCCACGCCCUCACCACCCAGCUCCCCGCCGCCGUCCGGGCGCCGCUCACCUCUCCCGCCGCAUGUCGCGGGGCCGGGCGGGGUCCUGGCUCAGGCUGCGCCGCCCCGUCCCGGUCCCGGUCCCGGUCCCCUGGGCUGACCGCGCUCGGGGGGCGCGCGGCGUGUCCCGGGGAGGCCAGGCGGUUCGCCUUCUAAGGCCAAGGCUGCGGGGGGCGGAGCCGCGGAGGCUUAAGGAGGCCCCGCGAGUUGCCUCGUCCGCCCCGCCCGGCGCCCGGCCUGCAGGCGGUGGGGUGCAGCCCGGACACGUCGGGCGGGGCUCCCCGAGUCGGCACCGGCUCCGCAUGGCCACGCUCCGCGGGGGCUGCCGGGAAAUGGGGGGGCGAGCAGCAGCUGGGGCAGCCCGCCAGGACGCAGGAGCACGCCUGGGCCCACGCCGCGCGUCCCGCGGCAGGUCUGCCGGAAAUUGUAGUCCGGCGCGAGCGCUGCUCAGGCUCAGGAAGAAGCAACAGGACUCGGAGUCCCAGCGUGCUCCGGGGCGCGCCUGCGGGCCACCGCACACGCCCCGUGGCUUCCCGGGAAUUGUAGUCCACUGCGGGCGGAGCUCUGUGGCGGGGACGGGCGGCGGGACUCCAAUUCCCAGGCAGCCCCGCAGCCUCCCGCCGCCGCCGCCGCCGCCGCCGCCGCCGCCGCCUCCGCCGCCGCCCCGGGCGUUCUGGGCGCCGCCACUGCGCUGCUUCGCGGGCGGAGGCCCGGCGUCCCCGGCGGGCGAGGCUGCGGGUGGGCGCUGCGGGACCUGGAGCGGGGCGGCCGGGAGGCCGGGAUGGAGCCCCCCGGAGGUGGGCGCGGCGGGCGGGGCCGGGCUCCCGGGGUGGGGGUCGGCGGCGGGGCCCCCGGUGGGGUGA